Molecule: messenger RNA, 525 nt
Organism: Aspergillus steynii IBT 23096
Lineage: Eukaryota; Fungi; Ascomycota; Eurotiomycetes; Eurotiales; Aspergillaceae
Exons: 3
Coding region: 1-525 (174 amino acids)
Source: RefSeq, a predicted model, not a curated record
AUGCCCGGUGUUCCACCUAAUGCGCUUCGGCAACUGAAGCAGGGACUCAAGUCCCUUCUUCGGAGGAAGAAGAAGAACCCCCAGAACAAACCCGACGCGGCUCCAGCUACAGAGAACCCCGCCGAUAAACCUGCGGAGAACGCUGCUGCGCCGCCAGCUGAAGCCAAACCUCAAGAACCCGCUCCUGCUGCAGACCCUAAGACAGGUAUGCCCACUAGCCAAGACAUCAGGUCCGGCCAGAUCACUGACCGUCCAAAAGAAGCACCCGCUACGGAUAAGCCCGCCGAAGCCCCGGCUGCGGAGUCCUCACAACCGAAGCCAGAGAACCCUGAAGAUACUCCGGCUCCAGCUCCCGAGGCCAAGCCUGAAGCUCCAGCCGCCGAGGCUCCGGCAGAGGCUUCGACGCCGGAGACGAAGACGGACGCUGCUGCACCGGAGACAAAGGCUGAACCGGCCGCCCCGGCUGCUGAGGCCCCAGCUGCCGCCGAAAAGCCUGCCGAGACGAAGCCUCAAGAGGCCAAAUAA